Molecule: messenger RNA, 1557 nt
Organism: Fusarium coffeatum
Lineage: Eukaryota; Fungi; Ascomycota; Sordariomycetes; Hypocreales; Nectriaceae
Exons: 2
Coding region: 1-1557 (518 amino acids)
Molecular function (GO): heme binding; monooxygenase activity; iron ion binding
Source: RefSeq, a predicted model, not a curated record
AUGGCCGAGCAGCCCUUCUCAGCCGUAGUAACGGCCAUAGCCUUCUUCAAACACUACUUUUUCAUUCUCUCCUUAGGGCUCUUUAUCCUGAGCUAUGUACAUGGUCGAUUUCGUCCAGGCCUUUCACGCAUCCCUGGACCGCCUCUUGCAAGGUGGACGAAGCUCUGGCGUUUUUACGACGUUUACAAAGGUCAAUCUCACUAUACGGCCAUUCGACUGCACCUAAAGCAUGGCCCACUCGUACGAGUAGCGCCCAACGUCGUGUCGGUUGGUGACCCCCAAGCUAUCAAGAUAAUAUAUGGAUUGACUGGGGCUUUUCCAAAAUCAGCGUUCUACCCUAUCCAGAGCAUUUCUUGGCAAAAGAAACCGCAGAUGAAUCUCUUCUCUACACGCGACCCCGUUUAUCACCGGGAACAGAAGAAGAAGGUCGCAGGCGCAUUCAGUUUAACAAAUCUUCUGGAAUCAGAGGCUGCUAUCGACUCUUGUACUGAGCUAUUCAUGUCCCGCCUUGAUGAGUGGGCUGUGAGUGGCAAACCGAUCGAUCUUGGCAUGUGGCUCCAGUACUACGCGUUCGACGUCGUGGGGGAGGUCAACUUUGCAAUGAAGCUUGGAUUCUUGACCUUGGGCAGCGAUGUUGAUGGUAUGAUUGCAACGAUCGAGGGCAUCAUCGCGUACUCAGCCAUCUGUGGACAAGUCCCUGAAAUGCACCCGUUCUUGUUGGGCAACCCUAUUUUUCCAUACUUGAUACCUUCUAUGGAGAACUGGAAUGCAGUCUUGAAUUUCACUUUGAAGGCCAUCAACUCACGUACUCCUAUGAAACGAGACGGCGAACUGGAGCUCACUGAUGAAGGAGGAAAGGACCUCUUGUCAAGGUGGGCUGCGGUGAAGAAUAAAGAUCCACUCAAGAUGAGUACUCGAGAUGCUAUCGUGCAUCUUUCGGCCAAUGUGUUCGCGGGCUCGGAUACUACCGCCAUCGCCUUACGAGCAGUCUUCUACUUCCUUAUUAAGAACCCUGACAAGAUGGUAAAUGUAAUCGAGGAAAUCGAUACCGCGGACAAGAACGGAAAACUCAGUGAUAUUAUCUCACACAGAGAGUCUACUUCACACUUGAUAUAUACCAAAGCAGCGAUUAAAGAGGCCAUGCGUCUCCAUCCCUCAAUUGGUCUGAUAAUGGAGCGGCACGUUCCACCUCAAGGGAUCGAGAUAUGCGGGCGUUUUAUUCCCGGUGGCACGAUUGUCGGCAUAAACCCCUGGGUUCUUCAACACGAUCCCAAAGUAUACAAGGAUCCCGAGUCUUUUAUCCCUGAGCGUUGGCUAACUGCCGAUUCCGAGUUGCUCUCCAAGAUGGAGACUAGCUUCUUCACCUUCGGGGCUGGAUCACGUACUUGUGUGGGAAAGCACAUCAGCCUUAUGGAGCUUCACAAGGUUGUGCCACAGUUGUUAAGAAAAUACCACGUUGAGAUGGCAGAUCCGGAGGUUGAUUGGAAGGUUCUAAACCGUUGGUUUGUGCAGCAACGCGACUUUACCUGUCUUUUAAGGAAAAGAGCAAUUGCUUGA